AUGGUAAUCACCGUCGUAAGGUCUGCAGGGGCGGAGGGCGAUGAGGCUCAAGUCGGGUACUGCAGUGUGGUGCGAAACACUCUCCAUGACUUCUGGGACUCUACCACCUUAGCAGGUCUCUCCCAUUCCCGCCAGCGCCACCCCGUUAUGAAACUCGUCUGGGUGCUGCUCUUCCUCGCUGGCUUGGCGGCUACUGUUUUCGAUGUGUAUAAUGUCAUCAACAACUACUCACAGAGGCCGUACAGCACGCAGAUGAAGCCGAAGAACGUGGCUUCCACGAUGCUGCCUGCCAUCACUGUCUGCAACCAGAACAGCAUCCAGUGCAGCAAACUUCUGUCACUCAUGUUCGAAAAAAUGCGAAGUGACGACAUCAAUCUUUCCAAGGACUUGGAGCAACUCUACCUCAUCUCUCAGUGUGCCUUUAAGACCCUUAAGUGUGACUUGGUGCUGCUGGAGUACCAGAAACACCUGGAAUACCUCGGGGACACUGGCAAAAUCCCAGUCACGUUGAUGAAGGGGGAUACUUGCAUGGACUGCGAGGUUAUGAUCAAAAUGUGGAGUGAAGAGUGCGAAGAGAAUCCACUGCCGCCUCAGCCUUAUGAUUUUUGGUGGAAGCGGAAUAAUUGCACUAAUAACUUCUUUAAUGUCGAGGGCGUUUUGAAGAGCCUGAAGCUGAACAAACUACCUGAUUCCCUAGACGAGUGUCCAAGACAGCCACCUGCUCCUAUGCCAGUGAGUGAAGGGAAUUCAUCGCUAUCUUCAAUGCAGACUUCCUCAGGCAAUGACUCUGCCCAAUUUUCACUCGACGAUUUACCAGAAGGUUCCCAGGACGACUCAAGGAAAUCAAGUGACGAUUCCAUCUCUUCAACACCAGGUCUCGAUGAGCUCAGAGGCGGCACGGAGAGUAACUUGUCUCCUACCACCGACACACCCUUGAACACAGUGGACUCAGCUACAGACAGUGUCACUUCAGACAAAGCUAAGACUCCAGGGGAUCCCGACGUUACAUCUCGCCGGAAGAGGGAAGCAAAGUCAAAGCUGACAGGGGAUGGCAAUCUUCAAGUGUACACGAAGAAGAGAAUGGAAAGCUCGCAGCAAUACAAUAACAAGGUCAACUUCCUAACUCAAUACAUGCGCCUAUCCGACGACAUCAAGAAGCAGCUGGGGUACUCCUUCGAAGACCUCAUCCUCGACUGCAAAUUCAUGGGUUACAACUGCACCAAUUCCAGCUACUUUGAAAAAUACUUCUCGCCCAUAUACGGCAACUGCUACGUUUACAAUUACGACGGGAGCGAAACUAUCUCACUCUCCGGACCGAUGCAGAGUUUCUCGCUUCUGAUCAACGUGCAUCAAGAGACGUAUCUGCCGGAGCUACUGACGGAAAAGCUUGGGGCGCGGGUUGCCAUCCACCACCCCAUGACUCACCCCAGCAUGGAGGACGAGGCCACAGAUCUUAGCCCCGGCACGGCCUCCACCAUCGCCAUCAGAAAGGUGGAAUACACGCGUCUCACGUCCCCAUGGAGCAGCAACUGUACUAGCAGGUGGAACGUGACAAGUUACCACCCUCCCUCAAACACAGACAACCUGGACCAGGGAACAAUUUACUCUUAUUCAACGUGCCUCAAUAUGUGUGCGCAGAGGAUGUUCGUAGACUACUGUGGCUGCGUGCAUCCUCUCCUCCCGCAAUCCUUCAUUUACUCUGACAAGUCUUACAAGAAUAUAGACAUCUGUAAUCUUACUUCUAACCACGAAGACACCAUCUGUCAGAAAUCGAUGCUCAGCUCUACGUCCUCCUACCUCCUCAGUUCCCACGAGUGUGACUGUAACCUCGCCUGCAGCGAGACAGUUUACCAGAAGAUGGUCUCGAGCACAGCGUGGCCACCAAAAGUCUCCAAGCUCUCGGUACACACGACUUACAACAUGAAUAACAACAAGGUAACGGAGAACCUGCUGGUGCUGGAUGUGUUCUUUCAAUCCCUCAUCGCUGACUACGUGGAGGAAGAGGCGGAUUACCCGUACAUCAACUACCUGGUGAGUGAUCUGGGAGGCGCCCUGUCCCUCUACCUCGGCAUCUCCAUCAUCCUUCUCAUGGAGUUCGUUGAGUUCCUCCUGUGCCUCGUCUACAACUCGUUCCUCUACUGUCUGGGUUGCUAUUCGCCGCCCCAACAUGAGUCUCCUGCGCGAGAACCAAUGAAGUCCUCAGUCGCUCCUGCAGCUCAGCCCAAGCCACCCUCUGACCUCAGCAUCACCACCAACACCACUGUCGCCGACCUCAACUACCUCAGGAAUCUUUACGGGCUGGAGAGGCUGCUGGAGGUACUGUCCACACAUGACACUCAUAAUACUCCAAACAACUUCAGGAGCUACAAAUCCAAUGUGUUUGACGGGGCUUUUCAUCAGUGAGUGCCUGAGCUCCUGCCUCCAACCACCAUCAUCACCACCAACAACAAUACCAUCAACACCACCACCACCACCACCACUACUAAUACCACCAACACAACCACCACCACCACUACCACCACCACCACCACAGUCUGCUCUCUACUGUGACAUGAGCUCCAAAAUUGUUUGUUACCAUGUCUUUCUUUCCCCGUUUUCUCCCUACUUUUCCUCCCACGUUCUUUUCUCCCUCUUUCCUUUCACUCCUGUCACUGCUUAAGCUUCUCAUCUGUUUCUUUCCCUAUACUAUAAACAGCAGUGAAGUAAAUAAAGAGGAUGAGGUGAGGUUGUGUCGGCGAAGCAGUGAGCCUGAUUCCAAAAGUGCCCUUAGAUUUGUUAUCAUUGUCACCUAUAUACUUGUAUUCAUAAGCACUACUGCACAAUUUGCUCAGGAAAUUAUUAUAGUUGAGGAUAAAUAAACGUAUUAUGUCUGUUAAAGUCCUUGGUAUUGAGGAAAGUAACGGGAUGUAGAGUAAUGGUUAUCAUAUUAGAUGAGUUGCCAGGAUGGGUUUGAGGAUGUACAGAUUGUGUAGUCCUCCAGCAAGUACGCGACGAGGACAAUUGCCUAGGAGGCCUCAUGACAGAAAAUAACAUACGUGGAACUUAUCAUAUACGUGUUAAGACUGUUAAUUCAGUAUCAAAUAUAGUUUCUUGCAAAUCAUUUUCCAUCUGUUUCCUCCUCGCGAAAUCUGAUUCCCUAUAUAGACUUUAGGUUUUCUUUUAUAAUAAGGCAAACAUCAAGGAAAUGUUAACACCGCUGUGGUUUCUUAUAGCGUAUGUGAAUGGAAGCUUAAGAGUUAUGGCGUCCUUCAUUUUAUUCAUUCUGCGUCAUAUUGUUCAGUUUAAUAUUUUCAUAAUUACAUUCAUAACUGUAUA
This is a messenger RNA of Portunus trituberculatus (swimming crab), 3315 nucleotides long. RefSeq lists its product as uncharacterized. The record is from RefSeq and is a predicted model, not a curated record. The transcript is spliced from 12 exons. Gene Ontology annotation, cellular component: membrane. Gene Ontology annotation, biological process: sodium ion transmembrane transport. The coding region runs from base 1 to 2403 and encodes 800 amino acids. Gene Ontology annotation, molecular function: ligand-gated sodium channel activity. NCBI's taxonomy places the organism in Eukaryota, Metazoa, Arthropoda, Malacostraca, Decapoda, Portunidae.